This is a messenger RNA of Iphiclides podalirius (scarce swallowtail), 2316 nucleotides long. Lineage: Eukaryota; Metazoa; Arthropoda; Insecta; Lepidoptera; Papilionidae. The record is from the annotation of a GenBank genome assembly.
AUGUGGGCCUACAUCGUAGCGGCGGCGCGAGGAGACCUACGCCAGACAGUGAGCAAGCGUAGCUCCGUGCCCAAAUCCAACGACUACACGUACUCCUACCGCGAUGGGAAGAUUUUCACUCUGCCGAGUUCCGGAGUACCACAGCCUGGUCCCUCUGGGGUAAGCGAGAUGACCAAGAGCCCCCAGUAUCCCUGCGCAAAAAAACCCAUAACGACGAGCGCACUAAACCCCCUGCACAUGCAGCCUAAUUGCAAGAACCAACUCGAGGAUGGGAUCGAGCCCUUUGAUGAAGCCGUGAGUGAAGUUGAUCCGAGAUCGAACUGGAUCCAGAGGCAGCUGUCGCGGCUGACUCGGAACCUUCGCUGCCGGAUCAGCGGGGAAGGUCACGCCAAGCCCCCGGACUGGUUCCUCGAUAAGUUCGCAGCGCAGACCUUCACCGACCCGGAGGAGCCCUUGUAUCAAGCAAAGAGAUCGAAGUUACUCUGUGGACUGCGGCUCGCGUUCGAUCCGACGCUACCGACUCAUUACCAUUGGCUGGCAGUGGUGUCCCUGGCUAUCCUGUAUAAUGUUGUAUUUGUGAUUGGACGAGCGGUUUUCUGGGAACUAGAUAAUCUAACAGUGAUAUGGUUCGUCCUCGACUAUAUCUGCGACUUCAUUUACCUCAUCGACACCAUCGUGCACGUCCAUGAAGGCUACCUGGAGCAAGGUCUUAUGGUCAGAGAUUCGAAAAUGCUUAGAAGUCAUUAUUUAAAAUCAGAUUCCUGGAGGUAUGAUCUGGUAUCGCUGCUGCCAACUGACGUUGCCUAUUAUUGGUGGAAUCCUGGUACCUGCGAUUUUAAACGUUUGCCGUGCCCUGUUAUUGUGCGACUCAAUAGACUAUUUCGCCUGCCUCGAAUGUGGGAGUGGUUUGAUCGCACCGAAACCGCUACAAGUUAUCCGAACGCUUUUAGAAUAUGCAAGGUCGUUAUGGCGAUUCUUGUGCUAAUACACUGGAACGCCUGCCUCUAUUUCGCCAUCAGCUACGCUAUAGGUUUCGGAACGGAUAAUUGGGUGUACAAUCUCACCGGCGCCCGUAACGAGACCCUUGCUCAUCAGUACAUAUACAGUUUCUAUUGGUCCACUUUGACUCUUACAACGAUUGGAGAAACUCCGCAGCCAGAGAUAGAUGCGGAGUAUCUCUUCGUCGUUGCUGACUUCUUGGCCGGUGUACUUAUAUUUGCGACGAUUGUUGGAAACAUAGGCUCUAUGAUUUCUAACAUGAAUGUGGCAAGGGUCGAGUUCCAGAACAAGAUGGACGGUGUUAAACAGUAUAUGGCAUUCAGGAAGGUAAGCGGUGAACUGGAGGCCAGGGUGAUUAGGUGGUUCGCGUAUACUUGGGCCCAAAGCGGAGCUUUGGACGAAGAAAAUGUUCUGUCCUCUUUACCCGACAAGCUGAAAGCCGAAAUUGCUAUACGCGUUCACCUCGAUACCUUGCGUAAAGUGCGUAUAUUUCAAGAUUGCGAGCCAGGAUUGCUGGAAGCCUUGGUUUUAAAGUUGAGGCUUCAAGUCUUUAGUCCGGGCGAUUACAUCUGCAGAAAAGGUGACGUUGGCAAAGAGAUGUAUAUCGUUAAGCGUGGUAGACUUCAAGUAGUCGCUGACGAUGGGAAGACUGUUCUUGCCACACUUAGCGCCGGUUCGGUGUUUGGGGAAGUCAGUGUUUUAGAAAUAGCUGGUAACCGCACGGGAAAUCGAAGAACCGCAAACGUGCGUGCUCUUGGCUACUCGGAUCUAUUUUGUUUGGCAAAGAGAGAUCUUUGGGAAGCGCUCGCAGAUUAUCCUGACGCGCGGGCUACUCUCACUGAACGUGGAUGUCAAUUGUUGAGAAAGGAUGGGUUGCUUGAUGAGACUGUGUUUGAAAAUGCCCAAACAACUCAACUAAGUCUAGAGGAAACUGUGCAUAACCUGGAAACUACUAUUGAAAUGCUAAAUAAUCGUCUGCAAAGCCUCUUGACUGACGUUGGCCAAGAGCAGGCCAAGAUAAAGGAGAGAAUUAACAAACUGGAAGUUAGACUUAUCAAAUCCGGUGAUAUUGACUCUGAUUCGGAUGACACCUCGGCCGAUGGAUCAGAGCUCAGGAGUGAUGUGGCCCAAGUCUACGAUUCACGCUCCGGCCCACAGAUCAGCUCGCCGCAUUCCACUAUGGUGUACAUGAAACACCCAAUCCGUGAAAGAGGACACUCGCUAUGUGUCGAGAGGACACCUAGCCUGAUACAUCUCCCGCUAGAAGCACGGAGCAAAUCGCUGCGCAUCAAAAAAAAUCACCAGGAUGCUUCAAAG